This is a messenger RNA of Penicillium diatomitis, 1251 nucleotides long. RefSeq names its product DUF3500 domain-containing protein. Bases 1 to 1251 code for a protein of 416 amino acids. The record is from RefSeq and is a predicted model, not a curated record. NCBI's taxonomy places the organism in Eukaryota, Fungi, Ascomycota, Eurotiomycetes, Eurotiales, Aspergillaceae. The transcript has 3 exons.
AUGACAACUACAGAGCAGCCCACGGGCGAAUACCGUCAGUAUUUGCCGGAUUUGACCCUCUACCGGUUUCAAGUGAUGCGUACCCAGGAUGCGCAUGAGUAUGCGCACGCGUUCAAGACACAGAAACAGCCGCCAUGGUUGCAUGCUCUGUAUAUGCAUUGGCUUGAUCUCUUGGAAGAGCCGUUCAAGGGUGUUACAACUGAUGGCAAAGUCCACUCGGACCUUUACCAGUUACAGGAUGAGAGUGUCCCAGUUGCGCAGAUUGUAGAUGCGACGGCAUCGUUCUUGGCCCUGUUGGACGACAAGCAAAAAGAAGCCGUCUCCUACCACAUCGACUCUCCACAGUGGCGCACAUGGGGGGUUCGUCUCGACGAGGUCUCUUCGUCCGUCCGCGACGCUGUGAUGAACAUACUGAAAGCCACUCUUUCCCCAGAGGGUUAUGACAAAGCCGUCAAAGCGAUGCGUAUCAACCACUUCCUCGGUGAACUCGUUCAAUCCCCGCGCGUCAUGAAUGAGUUUUCCUACAAUUUUGUCCUCUUUGGCCGUCCGUCCACGACCCGUCCCUGGGGCUGGUCAUUCUACGGCCACCAUCUCUGUCUAAACAUCUUUCUAUAUAAAGGCCAGAUUGUUGCCUCGCCAUGGUUCACCGGGGCUGAGCCCAAUGAGAUCGACUCCGGUCCAUACGCCGGGACUCGCAUUCUGCAAGUUGAAGAAAAGCUCGGCCUCGAGCUCAUGCAAUCACUCUCUGCCGAACUGCAGUCUCGUGCGCGUGUCUUCGCUCAAAUGAAAGACCCAGCCAUGCCACCCGGCCGCUGGAACAAAGACGAUCAGCGCCAUGUAUGCGGUGCAUAUCGCGACAAUCGCCAAGUUCCGUACGAGGGAAUUCUGGCAUCCACUUUCAACGCGAAGCAGAAGGAACUAAUGUACGGCAUCAUCGAGCAAUACUUGCUUUACCUGCCUGCAAAGGCCCGUGCGAUGAAAGUCGACCAGAUCCGUCAGCAUCAGGGCGAAACAUACUUUUGCUGGAUUGGGGGCUUCACAGACGAUGAUCCGUUUUACUACCGGAUUCAGAGCCCCGUGAUUUUGAUCGAGUUUGAUCAUCACUCGGGGGUGUUCUUGAAGAACGAGGAGCCUAAGAAGUUUCACAUUCAUACUUUGCUACGGACGCCAAAUGCGGGUGACUAUGGAUACGCCUUGCGGGCUCAGAUUCCUGCUGUAGAGGGCCCGAAUGCCAAGGAGAUCGUGUGGUAG